This is a messenger RNA of Lingula anatina, 851 nucleotides long. RefSeq names its product hyaluronan and proteoglycan link protein 3-like. Gene Ontology annotation, biological process: central nervous system development; cell adhesion; skeletal system development. Gene Ontology annotation, cellular component: synapse; perineuronal net. NCBI's taxonomy places the organism in Eukaryota, Metazoa, Brachiopoda, Lingulata, Lingulida, Lingulidae. Gene Ontology annotation, molecular function: hyaluronic acid binding. The record is from RefSeq and is a predicted model, not a curated record.
UACAGAGAGGGCACCCACUUAAUAAAAUUAAGUUCUUGUGGCAUCACUUGGAUCGAAUUGGUGUCGGUCUACCAGUGUCAGGUAUAACUACCACUGCACAAGAAGUGCUUAUAAAGGCAUGUACCACAUAAUUACCGUUAAACCGACAGAAUAAGCAGAGUAUUGCUAUCACAGAAUAAGCAGACAGACUCGACUCUAUAGGAUGCUGUGGAAAUUUUGCUUUUGCACUAUCGUGACUGCCUUCCUGACAAGUGCAAAUUUCUUUUUCACUUGUGGUGCUAAUCAGGUUACUGGUGUUGCUGGAAUUGCUGGCAUUGUAGAAAUCCAAGAGCUUAAAGAUAUAAAGCAGAGUAUUGAUGACCUCAAGGGUUCCACCCAACAAGAUGUCCGAAACCUUCGGGAACAACUGCAGGCUUUGAAGACGCUGAUGGAACAAAAUGCAAGAAGACAUCACAUUCCAGUCUUCCAUGUUCAUUCAUCUGAAGGUAGAUACAAACUGUCCCUUAAUCAAGCUAAACAGGCAUGCAUUGACCGCAAUGCCAAAAUCGCAACACCAGCCCAACUGCGAGCUGCAUGGGAAGACGGACUGGAUGUCUGUGCAUUUGGUUGGGCAUCUGAUGGGAAAAUUUACCUUCCUAUCCGUUACCCUAGACCUGGUUGUUGGGGUAGCAGAGCCCUGACAACUGGACAUAAAGGCUGGAUUGACCAAAAUGCUAGUGGAAAGGCAGAUGUUUAUUGUUUCAAGAUGUAACUUUAUCAUGAAAAUACUGCCGCUUAGUUUUAGACAGCCAAAAAAACUGAAUAAAGCUAAAAUGCCAGCCAAAAAUUGCUGAAUAAAAUGUGGAAGCAAA